This is a messenger RNA of Trichomycterus rosablanca, 3007 nucleotides long. RefSeq names its product TBC1 domain family, member 17 (gene tbc1d17). NCBI's taxonomy places the organism in Eukaryota, Metazoa, Chordata, Actinopteri, Siluriformes, Trichomycteridae. The record is from RefSeq and is a predicted model, not a curated record. Gene Ontology annotation, molecular function: GTPase activator activity. Gene Ontology annotation, biological process: activation of GTPase activity. Bases 61 to 1965 code for a protein of 634 amino acids. The transcript is spliced from 17 exons.
GCCUGUCAGACAGGCUAAGCUCGUGUUGUUUUGGUCAGAGUUCCGUGUUUACUGAACAGGAUGGAACCCAAAGCCGAGUCUCACAAGCUGAUCUUCGAGAAGGAGGGUGUUUACCUCCACACCAAUGCCAAGAAGAGCAACGAGGAGACCUCCAUCCCCGGAUUCAUCCGGAUCGUGGAGCGGGACGGUGAGCCGGCGUUGGAGUGGACUCCCGUUCACAGUGACGGCAAGAACGCGCCCGCUGUCUUCUACGCCAGAAAGGACGGCGACGGCGGCGAGGAGGAGACGAAGUUCGACCCGGGUUACGAACCAGACUGGGCUGUGAUCAGCACAGUGAAACAGAACCGAGCGAAGGAGCAGCUCCCCACCACAGACACGGGUCACUGGGGGUCGUUCUCCCUGCCCCUGUCCCAGCUCUACUCCCUGCGCCGUGCCCGUUUUUCUCUGGGCAGGAACUUUAUGGUGUUGACCAGCCGUGGGGGCGACCCGCUGCCUCCGCUGCACUUCCACAGGGGCGGCACCCGGGAGCUGCUCCGAGCCAUGCAGAGAUACAUCAGACUGGCCCCGUCUCCGGUGGAUGCUCGGCUGUUCCUGGCGUAUCCUCACGACUCAGACGCUCUGUCUCACUCGUUCGACGAGCUGCAGUUCGACGACGCCAGCUCGGACCUCGUCUCUGUACGUUCUCUGCCAAGGUUCAUCCAAGACCCGUACGCUACCACGUUCGGCGGAUUCUCCAAGGUGACAAACUUCUUCAAGGGGGCCCUGAGACCCCCGGAGUCGCCUCACCACACGCACCCGGACUCUCACGCUCCCCGCUGUGCUGACGACGAGCCCGGAUUCGAGCUCAUCACCUGCCAGGGGGCGGAGUUGGGACCACGACCUGAGGUGACCAGGGGGCGGCCGCUGGAUAACUGGGAACGCUUUCUGGACUCGGAGGGCCGUGUCACGGAUCCGCAAAAAGUCAAGGAGCUGGUGUUCAGAGGGGGCAUCGCUUCUUCUCAGAGAAAGGAGGUGUGGAAGUUCCUGCUCGGGUUCUACCCCUGGAACAGCACAACCAAAGAGCGGGAGGACAUCAUCAGAGUGAAAACGGAUGAGUAUUUCAGGAUGAAGGUCCAGUGGAAGUCGAUCAGUGAAGAACAGGAGAUGAGAAACUCUCUCCUCCGAGGAUACCGCAGCCUCAUCGAGCGAGACGUGAACCGGACAGACAGACAGCACCCGUUCUUUUCGGGGAACGAGAACCCAGGGCUCACACUGCUUCACGACGUGCUCAUGACCUACUGCAUGUACAACUUCGAUCUGGGUUAUGUCCAGGGUAUGAGUGAUCUGCUGGCCCCACUCCUCUUCAUCACCCAGAAUGAAGUGGAGUCUUUCUGGUGUCUGACCGGAUUUAUGGAGCUACUGCAUCAGAACUUUGAGGAAUCCCAGGAAGCGAUGAAACAGCAGCUUCUUCAGCUCAGCAUUCUUCUGAAAGCGCUUGAUCCUGAGCUCUGUGAUUACCUGGACUCUCAGGACAGCGGCUCUCUGUGCUUCUGUUUCCGUUGGCUGCUGAUCUGGUACAAGCGAGAGUUCAGCUUCGAGGACAUCCUGCACCUCUGGGAGGUUCUCUGGACCUGCCUGCCAUGUGCAAACUUCCACCUCCUCAUCGCCUGCGCCAUCCUGGAGUCCCAGAGAGGAGAGCUGAUCGGCUCCAACCACGAUUUUAACACGAUCCUCAAGCACAUCAAUGAGCUGAACAUGAGGUUGGAUCUACAGGCCUUGCUAAAGGAAGCGGAGGGCAUCUACCUGCAGCUUCUCCAAUGCAAGGAGCUGCCUGUGAAGGUUCAGGAGGUUUUGGGUCUGUAUCACCCCCCCAGCUCGGAGGAGCACAGUCCAGAUUCGGAGCCCAAAGAGACGGACAAGCUGCUCUGCCAAUCGAGCAGCAUGAACGCGUCAGCUUCAGCUCGGCCGCCUCCUACCUACCCGUAAUCACCAUGGCUAAAUGAUCGGAUCGUUCGUGCAGACGGAUGGCGAACGUUUGUGUGGUGGUGUGUUAUUUCUGGACGUUUUUUGAGGCAUUCCGUAAAGCUAAAGGGAAUUUUAAGCUCGUGAACGCAGUAUUUCGCAGUAUGUGAAGGGACGAGUAGCUGUAAAGCACUACUGUAAUUCUGAUUAUUAAGUGUGAGCGAUGGAACGUUGUGUUGAGAAUGCAUGAGGGACGAGAGUGGAUGUUUAAGGACUUGUGUGAUUGUGCGUUCUGGCCUGCUUUCUCAUCUCGGUGUGGUGUGAUCUGUUAAUGUCCGUGACUUCUGGUUGACGUGAACGAACCGACCCUGCAUCCUGUCUGACGUCGCUUCGGUUUUAACCUGCUUUAGUUCUUUCAUAGUACUGUAACAUACGAAGAAAAGAUAUGCACGAAAAUACUACAAUAUAUAUGUAUAUAUACAAUACAUGCAGUGGCCUUUUUAUUAGGAACACCGUACUAAUACUGACAAGGAUCCCCUUCACUCUCAGAACACUAUUUGUUGGAAAGGCACUUUCGAAUUCUCUGUCUAUCCUGACAUUUUUGAUUCAGAUCAGAUACCUGGGAAGGCUAUUGAAGUACUCAUUGUCAGGAUCUGUUACCUUACCCCAAGGUUCGAUAUGCUGCGUGUUCUAAGAUGCUUUUUCACUAGUGCUUACUCAACAAGGUGUUUCCACCUGCACAGCUGCCGUUAAUCGCAUUAUUUUCUCGUGUAGAAUUUAGAGACUGUUGCACAUUCUAUUCUGAUGCUUGAUGUGAACACUAAACGAAGCUCUUGAUUCAUGCCCGGAUGAUUUUAUGUGUUGCGUCGCUGCCCCACCACGCCUGAGAAGAAUGUACAAGUGUUCCUAAUAAAGUGGCCGGUCACUUUGUCAGAGAUGUAUAGUAAAAGUGUAUUUUUUUUUGUGUAUUAGUUUUGUUUUUAACCAUAACUUUAUUCAAAUUGCAUUUAACCGAAUGACUCUUGAAUAAAAUAUAUAAAGACUCUUGGGUCUUUUUUUCAUGGUA